UGAGCUACAUGUGGACGCAAGUGGUAGGUUAUAGUGGUAGGUACCUAUACACAACUCAGGCAAUGCCGCGGGCAGAUGAAAGUUUCCAUUGCUCCAAAAUUUAAGGGAGCCUCAAUUAAUAAUAAUGACUCAUAUGAACAAUAAGUUGUGGGUGGAACUGAGUCAGUAGGAUAGUAAUUGAAGCCAACCAACUCGGGCCAUACUACGAGGUACCAUAUUCUAUCAAAGCAUCACGCAAUGGCAAUCGAUAACUUAGAUGUUAUCGUUGUUGCGUGAUUCAGUUCAUUGCCGAUCUUGUAUGUACACAAAUCCAGCAUUUCACGUGAACAUGUGAUAGGACAUGAAAGUGUAUCCUGAAUACAACUUUAAAAAUGAAAAUUCAGGUUCUAAAAAGAACCGGUCGGCUUCAGAUGUUAGUGGUCUAUCGUUGUUGGCUGCAAGUCUACGUCAUCAGACGACGGAGUUCUUCAACAAUUCAACUUUACACGGUGUUCGAUACAUUGCUGAAAAGGACAGACCGUUUUGCGAAAAGUUUAUGUGGUUCAGUUUUACGGCCGUCGGUGCAGUGACAACUUGCAUAAUAAUUGUUAGCUUAUGGGAAAAGUUCCAAACGAACCCCACUAUUACGGGUUUGGAUACGGACUUUCACAAUUGGGAUGUUCCGUUCCCGGCAGUGACAAUAUGUGACCUAGACCCUGUCGAUGAUGAAUUAUUAGAUAACUACAUAGAAAGUAUAUGGGGUUCGGAACCGCCAGCUAAAGCUGGUGAAAUGCUGCGAUGGUUGGCUACCCUUACAUAUCGGUCUAUAGAAGAACGCGCCUCUGAAUUCAUAUCGGAUACUACUCUUAUUGGAAAAAGCGAAGGCGAUGAACCUGCGCCGGCGAAAAAUCCCAAAGAUGCAGUUUUUGAAAUAGUCCGCCAUUGUGAGACAUUGUUUUACGACUGUGAGUGGAAGGGUGACUCUGAAGAGUGUUGCGAUGUGCUAAUGCCCGUUUUCACUGAAAUGGGAUUCUGUUACGCUUUCAACUCUAAACAUGCCGAAAAAGUUUGGCCAUGGCAAUCACAGUCUCAAACCGAGCUGUUCAAUGAAGCAUUCAUCCAUGAGACUGACGCUAAAUGGUCUUUCAUGUUUAACACAGACCGUAAAAACACCACAUUUGAUGUAUUUAUUCAUUCUACUGAAGAAAUGGCAGGUCUAGAGCAAAGUCCUCAACAUACUUGGGACCAUCGAGUGGAGAAAGUAUCGUUUUCUGUAAAACAUACGUAUACCACAGAGGAUGCUCGGCAGCUAUCUAUUCGUCAGAGACGAUGCGUGUUCGCUGAUGAAGUGCGUUUGGAGACAUCUAACAUUUAUACUUAUUCAGCUUGCAUGAGGCAAUGUCGCAUGCAAAGGAGUCGGUCGUUCUGCAAAUGUGUGCCACAUUUUUAUCCGACUUUGAAAGGUUACAAACAAUGCACACUUCGUGAGUUAGGCUGUAUAGCAACGCACGCAGCUGCAAUAACAGAUGUUUCUCGCUGCAACUGUGAGCUUGGCUGCUCACACACUGUGUACGAAGUCGAAAAACUUACCGAUGUCGAUGCAACACGAAGUGACGACAAUACACUAUUGGAAACAGAGUUCGUGUCAUGGCCAAUGGUCCGUUACAAACGGGAGGUGCUCUUCGGUUGGGUCGACUUGUUGGUGUCUUUUGGAGGCAUCGCGGGCCUGUUUCUAGGGUUCUCAUUACUAUCAGGUGUGGAGCUAAUAUACUACUUCACACUGCGAGCGUGGUGCGCAGCGGCGCGGGACGGAGACGUGUUGCGUCAGGAGCGAGCGGAGAGACUCGCUAAGCCUAAACCUCCUCACGAUCUGAGUCUUGUGCCUUGGUGGAAGCAGCCUCCACUCCCGCGCAGCGCACGGCCCGCUCGUCCGAUAAUGGUGCGAGCUAAGAAAGCACCGCCGCCAGAGUACUCACCACCUCCUGCAUAUCCCACCUACUUACCAUAAAUAGUUAUUAGUAUUUGUGCUAGGUAUAAGCUCAUGCAAGAAAUGAAACGAUAAUAUAUUUCAGUUAAUAUUUAUUCCAAUAUUUUUGGUCAUACAUCCAUUCUAAUGUCGCAAUUAGUAAAAUUUAUAUCGAACUACAUUAUUGUGACAAUUGGACACAAAAACAGUCAACAAGUUCCAAAAUUCGAGAAAUAUAAACAUACAUGCAGUAAAGUCUAAAAAAACGACCACAAUAAUGCAGUUCAAUAAAUAACAAGUUUACAAAAAAAUAUAAGUUCCGAAACAUUUCGAGUGAUCUGUGUAUUCUAUACAUAUUUAAUUUUUACGUUUUUAUCUAUGAACAAAAGGUACUAAAUCAUACGCAGCACCAAACGUCUAAGUACUAAAAACAAGGAAUGAAAUUUCUGACUAAUCAAACAUAAAUAUUACUAAUAUUGCAUUAAUAAAUUGCCUCGGCAAUCUAUUACUCACACGUUUCACUCAUUGGGCGGUAAUCGCCGAAUGAUUGAAUCAUAAUACUCUUGCAUCGUUUCUGAACAUUAGAUAUUACUUAAUAAUGCUGAUUGUAUUUUUAUCGCAACGUCCAAAUGAAGUUCACAGAUUUUUAACUUACAUAUCUACUUAUUGUAUCUUGAUUACAUAUAACAUAGACACAUAAAAAUUGCAAAUUCUAUUACCAAAAAAGUUUAUUUACCUACAAUGCCAUUUCCAAACUAUUUCUUUCAACGAAUCCUAGCAACUUUGGCUUCAUCAUAAUACCUUUCAAACCCACAAUGAAAAGGGACUAUUUCUACGACUUAGUAUAUAACAUUAUAUAAUGUAAUACUUCUAGAACGUUCAGAGAAUGUGAAUUGCGGUAUCGCUGUCUGAAUGAAAAGUUUAUAAUAUGAUUAACCUACACACAUACAAUAAUAAAAUUGUGCUGCAUCAUAUUUUUACUAUUAACAAAGGUGUAAGACGCAGUCAUGGAACAUUACGUUAAAACAUUUAAACAGUUUAAGACGAUCCUUUGGUUUGAACAGUACACAAAUCGGAAUGCUGCUCGCUCACUGGUUUGUAUCUUACAUUACUUGACAAUACCAAUGAUUAAUGCAAUAAAAUUGCACUCUACAAAUAUGUUAUGUUUAAUAAUACGUAUAUUAUAAUAAGGUAGACGAGGAGGAGCUCCGUAGAACAAGGAUGCGAGUGUAAACUGUGCCACACGGUGUAACAUAACUUCUUAAAACAUGUCUCAUUGUGGUUUACGCACAACUAUUACUAGUAAUCUUAAUUACAUUAUUGUAAUGUGUUAAAUAUAAGAAAAUAAGUAAUUAUAUAAUAUCUUUCGGGGUUCUAAGAGGUGGGUAUUAAAUAAUUUGAUGUUAUUAACCGCUAUUAUAAUAGUGUUAAAUUAAAUUGAAAAAUAAUUUAAGUAGCACCGUAAAAUAAAAUAACUUUUUUGUCACAAUUUGUGCACCUUUUAAAUAUAUUUUACGAUAAUAAUACAAUACAGCAAAAAACAUU
Molecule: messenger RNA, 3490 nt
Organism: Helicoverpa zea (corn earworm)
Lineage: Eukaryota; Metazoa; Arthropoda; Insecta; Lepidoptera; Noctuidae
Gene: ppk23
Product: sodium channel protein Nach-like
Exons: 11
Coding region: 341-1987 (548 amino acids)
Biological process (GO): sodium ion transmembrane transport
Cellular component (GO): membrane
Molecular function (GO): ligand-gated sodium channel activity
Source: RefSeq, a predicted model, not a curated record